Penaeus chinensis is the source of this 10155-nucleotide messenger RNA. It is a transcript of the gene pps, whose product is annotated as death-inducer obliterator 1-like. The coding region runs from base 439 to 8694 and encodes 2751 amino acids. The transcript has 25 exons. Gene Ontology annotation, biological process: DNA-templated transcription. Lineage: Eukaryota; Metazoa; Arthropoda; Malacostraca; Decapoda; Penaeidae. Gene Ontology annotation, molecular function: protein binding. Gene Ontology annotation, cellular component: nucleus. The record is from RefSeq and is a predicted model, not a curated record.
AGAGUCUGUUUUUCUGAAUUCAUGUAUUUAAUGAAUUGUUUUACUUUUAUUAUACUUCUUUUACGUGCUCUGGUAAUUAUUUACACUAUUUUGCACAAUAACCCUGUGCACAUGUACGUUUUUCCACCGGGAGAUUUGACAGACAGUGAGAUGCCAUUGGUUCCGAAACGCCGGUGAGAAGUGUUACAUUUUAAGUGUGUUGUGUCGAUUCCAGGUCAUUUUUAAAGCCAUAUAGUGGAUAUAUAGAACAAAUAGAUCUUAGUAUCUAUCUCAGCCUGAUAUUUGAGCCCAACAAGUGCCCCAAAUGCCAAAAAAAGUGAUUAGAAACCAAGGAACUCAGACCAUAGACGGAAGCCAAGAAAAGUUUGGUCUUUCGCUAUAUAAAGGCUUAAUCCACCCCAGAAGUGGGCAGGGCUUUGAAGUAGAGAGAAAUUUGUGAUGUCAAGUUCAUUUGUCAAGGAUUGUUCGGAUGUAUCAGCCCCAGGAAACGCAAACUCUGGCAAGACAGUCAUCAUUAUUGUUAACAAUGAAACGGGAAAUGUUUCCCUGGAUGGAGAUGAGCUUCAGAACUUGCUAGCCAGCCAUGGAGCAGAUGGUUCUCAGGUUAGUGUAGUGCGCAUGGGCAGUGGUGGCGUAGGCAGUCUGACAGAAGCAAAUCUUACCGCCCCCUUGCCUGCCACUGGCGACGGAACUACACAUGUCAACCUCACAGUGGAAGGAUAUCCACCUCUACCGCUUGAAGGACAAGCAGGAAACUCCGGAAAUUAUGCAGAGCUACCCUUGGAUGCAGAUGCUUUUAAUAGACUAGAGAGCGUCCUGCAGAGUGAAGAGGCGCGCAAGAUUUUAGGGGAACCUCUGAUAGACAUGGUCACACACCCUGAUCACUUAGGAACACUUGAUCAACUAAUGGAUUCCUCAUUCUUUGAAGGGGGAGACUCGGAGGAUGCAAACCUCUCAGUGGAGGGAGAUGCCCAGGAGGCAGCGGGAUCGCCACAGAAGCAGGUCCAGUCGCCUCCCAAGCGCAGGUCACAAAGGCAGAUGGACAAAGCCGAGAAGGAAGAGGUGGUGAAAAUAUUAGCUGAGAAUCAGAAAAAAAUGCAGGAAGAGAAACAAAAGUUGAAUGAAAAGCAAAUGCUCUCUCAGCUGAAUAGACUACCAGCAGUGGUCUCAGAGACAGUAAAGAAUGCAGAAGAAAGUGCUUCAGCCUCACUUGUGGACAGUACAGAAAGCAGAGAGGAAGAUGUAGAAACAGAAGCUGGUGUAAAGGGAGGAGGCCGCAAGGAAAUGGCCGAGAAGGAAGUGGAACCUGUGGCCAGGGGCAGGGGGAGGGGCCGUGGAAGGGGAAGGGGUAGGGGUAGAGGCAGAGGCAAAACAGAAAAGUCUCAGGAAAUGAAAGGUAGAGGGAGAGGGAGGAGAAAAGUUGAGGCAGAUGCCACAGAAACAGUUGGGGCAGGGAGUGACGAAGAGAAAAGGGACAGGAGAGAAGAUGCUACUACCUCCGUAAGAAGUAGAGGGAGGGGAAGAGGAAGAGGAAGGGGAAAAGCAUGGAAUAGCAAGGAAAACCAGUCAAGUGUAGGAAAAGUAAAUACAGAAAAUGCUGAAGAAAACAAAAUGCAUUUUCCAUCAGGUAUAAAGAUGAGGCAGUUGACUGUGAAUGUUGAAAGAGUGGACUUAGAAACAGGCUUAAAACAAGCCGAUUCCGCAACAGCAGUUAAGGAGGAAUUUGCAGACGCAGAAGAUGAUAAGUCUCCAAGGAAAAUUAGUGUAGUCAGUGACAGUGGGGGAGUCUUGACAGUACAGAAUGCCUCCAAAGACUCUCUUGCUGAAGAGCAGGAAGUGGCUGCAGGGUCCAAUAAAAAGAGAGAGGAAGGGAUGGGAGGUGAAGGAAAGAAAAAAGCUUUGAAAAAGGAAUCCAUAACUCAAAUACCGAUCCCUCAGUUUGAACCGCCCUUGUUCUCCACCCCUGAUGUGAUGCAGAAAGUUGGGGAGGUGAAUUCUAGUCAUUCUGUGAUGGUGAAGGGAUGUGCAAAGGCAAUCAGUCCUCAGAAAAUCCUUGUGCUUAAGAAAGAGGUGAAACAAGAGGACAGUCAAGCUUUAAAGAGCACCUGUGAAGGGGAAGGGAGUGAAAGUGAUUUAUGCAAAGAGGAAAAGGUUUGCAUUGCAGAAAAUGACAGCAAACCAUUGGAGGAGAGUGUGCUCAAAGACCAGAGUAUGGAGCUAAAGGGAGGGGAAGUGCCUAUGAUGUCACCAGACACUUUGAACUCGGACCCAAGUACAGACAAUGCUGGGGACAAGCGAGUAAGUGAAAACAGGCCCAAAGUCAUUCAGGUGAAGAGUCCCAAAGGAUUCCGCCAAGUGGUGGUGCUGAACUCGGCCAAGGCGGGCAUGUACAGGGAACCUCUCAUCAAGGUCAUUCCCCCAAAGGACCCACCCCGUGAGGAGGAGAAACUUACACCAGCAAAGCAGCGGGCAGCUCUGAAGAAAGAGAAAAUGCAGAAGAAAGAGGAAGGUACACCGAAGGGCACAAAUGACAAGUGGGAAAAUGGAGGGCUGAAGGCAGCAGGCAGAAUUGAGGCUCAGUUGAAAAGGGCAGACUCCUUCAAAAGACUAGAAGAUGUAGGAUUAAUGAAGAAGAAGGAAGAAUCACAGAGGAAAAUUGAGGAAAUUCAGAAGAAACGGGAAGAGAUGAUGAAGAAGAGAGAAGCCAUAAUGAAAAGGAAAGAAGUUGCCUUACAGCAAAAGCUGGAUGAGCAAAAUGGAAAACUGGAGACCACUCCAAUUAGGAAUAAUAUUUCAUCUCCAAAGAAAAUCAUCCAGCAGAAGAAGGAAACCCAUUUGCCAGAGAAAAAGCCUGUAAAACAGCCGCUUAAGACACCUGCAAAGAAUGCUGCAACACCCGCCAGGAAAGCAAUCCUUUCUGCUGAGGAUUCAACAGUAGACGAGUCUCCUGUGAGAAGAAGUGGACGUGCUAUCAAGAAGAAGACCUUUGGUGAUGAAAUGCUGACUUUUGACCUGAAGGAAGACAUUGCUACGGAAGAUGUUCCUGAGGAGGAAGAGCCGGAGCAGGAGCAGGAGCAGGAGCCGGAGCCAGAGCCGGAGAGUGAGGAUGAUGAGGAUGAAGAGUCCCUUGAGGAUUAUGGUCAAGAAGAUGACCCAGAUAAACUGUGGUGCAUAUGCCAAAAACCCCAUAACAAUCGCUUCAUGAUAUGCUGUGAUAAGUGUGAGGACUGGUUCCAUGGAACCUGUGUAGGAAUUACCAAAGCUAUGGGUCACCAGAUGGAGGUAGAUGGCCAGGAGUGGGUAUGCCCAAAGUGCAAAAAAGCCGAGCGCGCCAUGAAAGGAGCUGCGUCACCUACAAAGAAGGUAGGGGAGUCUCCUUCCGUACGUGUGGAAGAGGCUGCAAGGGCCUCAGUUCCACAUAAAAACCUAGCAGGGUUGCCAGUGAGGCUUCAGUAUGGAGCAAAGAAAGUAGUUUCUAAUGUAAAGAUCCAUGCACCUCGGAAAGGGGUAGUUGAUGGCGUCAAGAAGAUCUAUGAACCUCAAGCCAGUCAAGCAUCUAGGAAAGUGCCUGAGGGCAUGAAGAAAAUUACUAUGGCCAACACUUCACCUCAGACUCCAAAGAAGUUCAUCGAAGGAGCUAAAAAGGCUGAGGUGUACACAGAUCCUCGUCCAGAGUGUGAGGUGGAUGGAGGAAAGAAGUGUGCGGUAGAAUCGUGCAAUAAGUCGCCAAAAGCUGACUCCAUCUACUGUAGCAACGACUGUGUUCUGAACCAUGCACAAAUGUCCCUUAAAAUGUUGGGAAAAUAUGACAAGGACUUAGACGUCCAGUACGUUGCAAAUGCAGCCACAAUGCCAGUGAAGAGUGAGCCAAGGGUUCUCGUGUAUGAGAAGUCAACUGGAAAAAUACUGACAGGAUCGGCAGCUCCCACACUUCGUCAGUUGAAAGACUACUUGAAGCAACACCCAGACUAUGCAGUUCUCCAGCCAGGAAUGAUGGGAGCUUCUGGAACAGUGGCUGCAACUAAUGCUAAAAUUUCAAGUACACAGUUUUAUGGGGACAAGAAGGUCAUCCAGCUUUCCUCUAAGUCAGUUGCAGUGCCGGUUUCUGGUGCCCAAGCUCGGAAAGUCACUGUUGUCAAAUCAUCGGAUGGAAGAAUAAUAGUUAAAGCAUCUGAACCAGUUGAAAAUGAACCAGCAACCAAAACUCUGACAACCAGUGCACCUGUGGUAACUCCAAGCAAACCUGUAGCAAUAAGCAGUGUUAAACCCUUGAGUUCACCUGUUAGCUCUACCAGUAAGUCUGAGGAGCAAAAGAAGGAGGAGACAGCUCCUCCCAAAGGCAACCCCAGCAAAAGUGUGCCUGCCAGUCCUAGUACAAAAUCUGUCGAGGAGAAGAGAGACGAAUCUCUUGCCUCGAAGAGUACCCCAGCAAAGGAAAUAAAAAAGACGCCAGCAAAAUCCCUGUCUGCUGAGAAGAAGAAACCAGACCCAUGCGAAGUCCGUGAGAACAUUCGCAAGGGCCUGGCUGAAUGCCUCACUAAUCGUGCCAAAGGUGCAGAAAAGGAAUUUACUCAUUUGUCUGAGAAUGACAUAAAAUCUCUAGCAGCUGCAAUUGAAAAGGAAUUGUACAACUUCUUUGGCAAGGAUGUAGGCUUUAAGUACAAAUCUCGCUAUCGAAGCCUCAUAUUUAACAUCAGAGACACAAAGAACAGUGGCCUUUUCCGGAAGAUUCUGAAUGGCACCAUAUCGCCUUCCAACCUGGCAAAAAUGACCUCCGAGGAGCUGGCUUCAAAAGAGCUGGCGGAAUGGAGAGAGAGGGAGGAGAAGAAGGAACUUCAAGCCAUUGAGAAGUAUGAAUUGGAUAUGAUAGCUUUGGGUAACCAGUACAUCAUGAAGUCCCACAAAGGAGAAAUAGAAAUUGAUAAAGAUGAAUUUAUAAGGGACAAAGAGAAAGCUCCAGAAACACUGAAUUCACUUCCAGCAGAGAACCUUGGGGAAAUAGUGGAGGACACUUCUGCAGGCCACAAGAAUCACAUAUUCGACCGCAACUGCAAAAUCUGUGUGAGUCAGUCAGACUCAACAAUUACAUCGGAAGACCUUAAAUUGGAGAAGAAGUUGGAAGAGGGAGAUAAGCACAAAAAGGAGAAAAAAGACCACAAGAACAAAGAGUCAGAAAAGAUAAAAGAUAGGAAGGACAGGCACAGUUCUGAUAAGGAGAGAAGAGAGAGGAAGGACUCCACAGAUAAAGAAAGACAUAGGAGGAAGAGUGUAGAUAGUGAGAAAGAGAGAGAUAGGGAUAGAAAACAUAAAGAUGAGAAGGGGAGGGAUAAAGGCAGAGAGAAGGACAGAGACAAAGAUGAUAAAUCGAAGAGUAGAGAUAAAAGUAAAGACGAAAAGCACAGUGACAGAGACAAAGACAAACACAAAGAGAAACAGAGAAGCAGCAGAGAUGAGGAGAGGGAGAGACACAAGAGUUCUAGUAGUGAUAAAGAUAGAAAAGAGAAAGAAAGAAGAGAUUCCAAGGACAAGAAAGAUGACAAGGACAGAAAGCAUAAAGACCGACACAAAGAGAGGAGAGAUUCCAAAGACAAAGAUCGGAAGAGGAGAGACAGUGAAAAGAGUGACAGAAAAAGGAAACACAGUGAAUCUCGAAGUGAAGACAAGAAAAGGAGAGACAGUGAAAGAGACAGAAGAAGAGACAGUGAGAAAGAGAGAAGGCCAUCUGAGGGAGAGAGGCAAGAGCGGGAGAAGGAGGAAGUGAGCACAAGCGAAGAUGUCGUGCUGGAUAUAACCACCUCGAGAGGGAACAGCCAAGCCCAGCUGGAUGCCGAUGUUGAGGACACACUGCCAACCUCAACUGUCAUGGGGAGUCCAGACAUCACUGAAGUCAAGGAUUAUAGUUACACUCCCCCCAGCAGAGGUGACGGAUCUCCGCUACUAUUCCCCAACAGUCCCUCCUUUCCUCCUCUUCCUCCAGACUCCCCAGAGUAUAUUCCCCCCUUACCAGAGGAGGACCUCCCUCUGCCACCUCCUCUGCCUGACAGCCCCAGAACACCACCCCUUCCUGAGGAGGUUGACCUUGGCUCCACUCCUCCAUUACCCCCUAUGGACGAUGUACCUGACACACCACCACUGCCAGACCAGGAUGCGCCUGCCACGCCGCCCAUUCCUGAUGAUGACAUUCCCGCCACUCCACCACUGCCAGAUGAUUACUUGUCCCUUGUCAACGAACGAUCGAACACUCCCCCCUUGCCGGGUUCUGGUCUUGAUCUCCAUGGCAAAAUCUCUUCCUCUUUGGGACCACGCAAUCCUGAGGACUUGAACAGGCUAACGCCACCCCCAAUAGGAUCCAGCAGCUUAUCCAGCAGGAGUGGGCCACCCCCAAAGGUUAUAUCUGCUGAGCCAAUGACUGUAUGGAAGGGGAUCAUCCACAUGCCAGAUGUGGCCAAGUUCUCAGCUUCUGCUUUUGAGGUUUCUGGGAAAGCGCAGUUCCUUCCUGAGGACGUACCACACUCUGUUGAAGUUGUGGGUCGUAUUGCUCCUGAGACUGUGUGGAGCUACAUCGCUCAGAUGAAGAAGAGUGGAUCAAAGGAAAUUCUUGUAGUGCGUUUCCAGCCUGCAAAUGAAGAAGAGAAAGUGUCAUACAUUGCUCUCUAUUCCUAUUUGUCAUCCAAGAAGAGGUAUGCAGUCAUUGGAAACUGUGAAAAGUCUGUCAAGGACUUCUAUAUUGUGCCUCUUGCAUCCCAUCAGCCAAUACCACAGGUUCUGCUCCCGUUAGAUGGUCCAGGCUUCGAGGAACACCGCGCCCACAUGCUGAUUGGCGUCAUAGUCCGAGGGAAGCACAAACGAGUUUUCGACCACAUAACUGGGACUUGGAGUUUAGUCGGUGUUGCUGCCCCACCUCCCCCUCUCAACCUGCCUGUUAGCCAUAAGAUUCAUGAUUCUUCAGAAAGAAGUUACACCCCACCCUUACCAACAGAUGAGGAUAUCCAAGAAAUUGCCUUGGCUGCAAAGGAUUCUGAGGAGGAGGUGGAGGAAGCAGGACUUGGGGAAAGGUCAUACACCCCCCCACCACCCCCUGAUCGGUCGGGGGAGUUGAACUUGGGCAUUGCGCAAACAUCUCUGAAGAGACCAGCGAGAGAUUACAAAGAAUCGUCACUGCCAAAAAAGCGAUUUACUGGUUUAGAGGACCAGCCAACUGAGGCAGACUCAUCAUUCCAGACUCAAGACCCAAACAGCCCCCCUGAAGAGACUUACAUGGAAGCCUCACUGGACCAGGAAUCAAUGCUUGCAGAGCUUAAUCGUCAGAUUGAAGAGCACAAAAAAGAACUCAGCGAGAUGCAGAAGACCAUAGUCAAUGAUGAUGAAGAGCCCUAUAGCCCCUCAAGAUCUCACACUCCGCCGCUGACUGGCAAAGAGGAGCUCAAGCUUGACACUUCCAAAAUUAGUAUUCCAUCAAAUCUACAAGAAAUUUUAGAUAAUAUUAAACAGAAAGAGGUAGAGAUUAAAGAGAAAGAGCAGGAAAUUAAAAGAAGGUUAAGUUUGUCAGCUGAUCCUAUUGUUAUGAAUUAUGCAAAAUACCAAGAUAGUAAAAAUAAAGCUUUAGGAGCAUCCACAUCAGAAGUGAGCAAAGGGGAUGUAGAUAUGCGACCUUUGUUACAUAAUAAGGCAACUAAAGAUCUUGACCUUAGGGUAUUACAGACUACAGAUAAGAAUAAAGUUCCUGUCUCAAAUGAAACAAAACAUGAAGAAGAUACAGACCUUAGAGUUAGGGACCCUAGACUAGCUCGUGCACAAGCGGCUGCUGCACUGGAUGCCAAAGAGAAAGGUAAGACUUUAAGCAAAAUGAGUGAUGAGGAGCUUCUUGCCAAAGCUCAGGAAAUGGAGUCCAAUGAAGAUAUUGGCAAACAAGCUCAUCCAGGAGGGGCCAAUAUGGAAGCAAUGUAUCACCAGCUUCCUUACAUGCCAGCUGGUCCAUCUGGUGGGUUCAUGCACCAAGGAGCCCCUGCACUACCUCCUGAUGACAUGGCUUGUUCCAUGGGACCCCCACCUCCACCGCCACCAGGUGUCAUGGGCCCACCAUCCUUUUCUGGACAAUCAGGACCUCCACCUGUGGGCAUGUACCCGCGUAAUCAUGGGAGCAGAAUUCCAGGCCCACCGUCCCACUCUGUCCCACAUGGUCCUCCGGGUCACCCAGGCCCUCAUGGCAUGCCAGGCCCACAUGGUCCUAUUGGUCACUCUGGCCCCCUUGGUCCACACGGUCCACACGGCAUGCCAAAUCACCCUGAUAACAUGAGUAUGCAUGGUAUGCCAAAUCCCAUGAGCUCUCAGGGGCCUGGAGGUCCAAUUUACCCAGAGGGUGGUUGGGAAGGAGGUAAAAAGUAUAGUGGCAGGGGUUGGGGACGGCACUAUGACAACCCUCCAAGGGACAGAGACCGAGACUGGUAUCCUAGGUCAGGUAGAGACCGAAGCCAUCAAAGGUAUCCUUACAAAGGCAGACGCCACAGGUAUGAGGGAAGAAGUGAUAAGAGAGGGUGGGAGGGCCAUGAUGGUCCCAGAGAGAGGGACAGAGAGAGAGACAGAGAUAGAGACAGAGAUCGAGACAGAGACAAAAACCGAGACCGUGAGAGAGAGAGAGUGCAUGAGGAUCAUGAUAGAGAGGAGGAGGAGGAAUAUCCAGAAAUUGAUUAUUAAAAUCAUUAAUUAGCUAAAGGAGAUGCAAGUUGGUUUGAAAUGGGAAAGAAAAUCUUUUGAUACUAGGAAAAGUAUGAUAGUGGAUUUUGGUAGAAUGGUCUACUAUUACAAUAAAUAUUAUUUAGAAGAAACAAUUUAGGGAGAGUUGGCUAACGUUACUGCCAAGUAUAUUUUGUUAACAGUGAAUUAAUAAAUUCAUAAUUUGUCAGGUUGGUUAUAUUGUUAAACAAAAACUAACCAGUGAAUUUGUAAAUAUGUGUAUUUGGCAUAUUGCUGUAUGAACGGAGGAAGUUAUAUUACACUUGUUUUACUCUACAUGAAACAGGCUUAACAGUUUUUUAGUUUAAAAUGGAAAGAUUUUAAUGGUUGCAUUAAAAUUACAGUUUGAGUAUUCUCUGCAGUGUCAGGUCCAACCAGUACAGUAAAGCUUCACCUAAAUUGUAUAUUUAUUAGCAAUAUGUCUGCUUAGGACAAAUCCUGGCAGAAGUGACUUCAGUUACGAAUAUCUUGUCAGCCUAUAAUGCUGUAUGUUGUUGUGUUAUGAUAUACAGCUUGAACCAUUUUGUAAAUAUGUAGAUUAAGGAAUUUUAGUGGCUUUGUUGUGUAGGAAAGACUGUUCAGUUUUUACAUACAAAUUACAGUUGUGGUUGUAUAGUGAUGUAUGUGAUUAUUUUCAUGUUUUGAUCAAUUUAGUGGAGGGCAUUUUUGUUAUAACUAUGUAGACUUUAUUUCAUCUUUAUGUCUUGUCUUUGCACUAGUUCCAUGCUCCAUCCCCCCCCCCUUCUUGACACGUUACUCGUGGAAGGUCUCAGACCAAUUUUGUACAAGUGCUUGACAUGGAAGUAGUCAAUUUAUAUCACUGUAUAGGCACAUUUUUUCCAUAUAUUUAGAAAAAAUGUUGCAUGGCAGUAAGUGGCUGUGUAUAUUUUAUGAACAUUAUGAGCAGGCAUUCCUAUGAAGAAUAUAUGUAUGUUGUUGAGAUUUUUUUUAUAUAUACAAAGUACCUGUAUUUUUAAGCAAAAAAUUUAUGCUUGAAUAGUCAAAGCAAAUAAAAUAUAAUUUUUUACAAGCAUUUUCACUUUCCUUAGUUUGUACUAAUAAAAAUAAAAAUACACAUGGAAAUUUGCAAGAAACUGGAAUGCCUGCAAUCGAUGUUCAUGACAAGUGUUAUUUAAACAUUAAUUCCGAGGAACACUAUGCUAUGGCAUUUUUUCAUAAACUAAUGUACGAACAUAAGAGGAAACAACUGGUGGUUAUUACAGAUUUAUAUAAAUAUGUAUAUAAACAAAAUUAUAUGUACACAGAUCUUAAGUGCAUGAUACAAUUCAACUAUUUUUCACCGUGUGUUAAGGGCAGUUUGGUCGCGACUUCGUGUCAUUGUCAGCAGUAUUGUUAAGAAAUAAAGCCGUCAAUCUGGAAUAAGUUGGCGAAAACACCGCAAAUAAAUCACUUUAAACCAUC